Messenger RNA from Filobasidium floriforme, 1499 nucleotides. RefSeq lists its product as uncharacterized. The transcript has 7 exons. Bases 52 to 1293 code for a protein of 413 amino acids. Lineage: Eukaryota; Fungi; Basidiomycota; Tremellomycetes; Filobasidiales; Filobasidiaceae. Gene Ontology annotation, cellular component: nucleus. The record is from RefSeq and is a predicted model, not a curated record. Gene Ontology annotation, molecular function: RNA binding.
AACACCCAGGACCUCGAAACCAUAUCAGAUAUACAGCCCGAAUCGAGAAUCAUGGCCGACAUUGAUAGGAAACGCAAGUGGGAUGACGAGCCCGAGCAGAAACCCACGCUCGACGCGGCAGCUCAAGCAGCCGCCGUCGCAGCCAGGAUCGCUUCCAUGCAUGGGGCCGGCUCCGGCUCUGGUUCUCCUUCCACUGCGGUCAAGGAGGAAAAGAAGGACCUGUACGACGGAGCGUUUACGCACAACAUCGAUAUCAACGAUCUCAGGAAUCGGUACUUGAUCACCAAAGGGUCUACGCAGCAGGAGAUCGCCACAGAGACCGGAGCAUCGAUCACAACCAAAGGCGUGUGGCUCCCGGACCGUUCCAAAGCCGCCCCGAAUGAAGAACCUCUCUACCUACAUAUCGCUGCUCCCUCCCAAACAGUCUUGGACACUGCCAUCAAACGCGUCAACGAGCUCAUCGAUGCCGACCUCGGUCCGUUGGUCGAGGAUAGGAGCCGGUUUGCGAAGAAUAGGGAGAGGUACUUUGAAGAAGGGCGACAGGGUGGGGAGAGGAAAAAGUGGCCAGAGGAAAAGUUGCCGAUUGGGCUGGAGAGCAUGAGGAACUUCAACGUUAGGGCCAAAGUGGUCGGUCCCGGUGGAAUGUUUGUGAAAUACAUUCAAGCCGAAACGGGUACCCGAGUGCAGAUCAAAGGUCUCGGAUCUGGGUUCAUCGAGAACGAUACGGGGAGGGAGGCCGAGGAGCCUAUGCAUGUGUUCAUCAGUGGCCCUGACGAGCGCCAACUAGUCGCCGCCAAAGAACUCGCCGAAGAUCUGCUCACGGUGGUCAGGGAAGAACACGCCAAGGCGAUCGCGAACAUGCAGAUGAAUAUGGGUAUGGGCGGAGGGUACGGUGGGCAUCACGGCGGUGGUGGGUAUCAACAUCAACAGGGUGGUGCUGGAGGCUACCAACAGCAAGGACAGGGAGGGUAUGGAGGCUACGCUGGAUAUCAGCAGCAACAGCAACCGCCUUUGCCCGGAGCGACCCCGAAUGGGGCUGAACAAGCUCAGGGAACGCCAGGAGUACCUGUUAUGGUCGAUGGGAUGCCGGACAAGACGGAUACGAGCGGGACUUAUGAAGCUUGGAAGGGGUAUUGGGCCCAAAUGGGGUACGACGUGGAAGAUACUGCUUUCCGCACAUGGCUCAAGGGGCAUAUGGCGGCGGGGAACGAUAUUUACGGACAGCCGCCCGCUGGGGCCGCCGCUGCUACUGCUGCUGCUGCAGGUGGAGCGACGGGAGGUUCGGCUUCGUAGGCGGUGUGACGUGGUCUGUUGUCAAGUGGACAGGCUUGUAUGUACCAUUACCAUGUGUUGUUGCGAUGAAGAUCGAUCCGUCGCAUUGUCGAGGUUGCCGUAGCUUAGGGGGGGUGCGGAAGCAAAUUGUGAACGAUGUCGGUGACGAACCACCACCCCUGAGCCACCACGCAGUGAGUACUGCUCGUGCAGGUACUUGUCGGAAC